Molecule: messenger RNA, 2182 nt
Organism: Dendronephthya gigantea
Lineage: Eukaryota; Metazoa; Cnidaria; Anthozoa; Malacalcyonacea; Nephtheidae
Product: probable palmitoyltransferase ZDHHC8
Exons: 8
Coding region: 50-1135 (361 amino acids)
Biological process (GO): protein palmitoylation
Molecular function (GO): palmitoyltransferase activity
Source: RefSeq, a predicted model, not a curated record
AGCGGGUAAAAUUUGGCGCCGGGAACAAUCUCACAAAUUUAAAAGGAAAAUGAGCGAUCAUAGAGAAAGACGAAAAUUAUGUAGUUCAAAAAGAGUGCCUGUAUUCUUAGCUUUAUUCCUCCUGAUCGCCACAACCACCAUCUUCUUCGUAUUCCCAUGUCGAUACCUCGUCACGACGGUUUCGCCUUUGAUAGCUGUGUACGAAGCGAUUUUAACCUUGGUUAUCAUCAGUAACUUUUUCCAAGCUACGAUUCAAGAUCCUGGCAAGAUUCCCAGAGUUGCCUUGAAAGCCAUUCCAGAGGAUGAUUUCAAAUCACCGCUGUUCAAAAGUGUUGAGAUCAAUGGGAUCCAGAUUAAAAUGAAAUGGUGUGAAACUUGCAAGUUUUAUCGACCACCGAGAUGUUCACAUUGUAGCCUUUGCAAUAGAUGCAUUGAGGUGUUUGAUCACCAUUGCCCCUGGGUGGACAACUGUGUUGGCAAGAGGAACUAUCGAUAUUUCUUCCUGUUCUUAUCAUCCCUCACCAUACAGCUCAUCUCUGUGUUCACCUUUUGCUUGGUGGCAACCCUUAAAUUAGAUGGUGAUUUUAAGGAUAAUAAUGUUAUUGCAUCUCUUAUAAUAAUGGUUAUAUGUGGUCUAGUGGCCUUUCCAGUCUUUGGCCUUACUUUCUUUCAUAUUGGGUUAAUUUCCUGUGGCAGAACAACAAAUGAACAGGUCACUGGAAAAGUUCGAAAAGGUGUCAAUCCAUUCAAUAGAGGUUGCUUUGCAAAUUGGGAAAAUGUAUUUUGCUCUCCUAUACAACCUCGACACUUGCAUUGUGAAAAACUGGACGAAGGAAGAUCAGUUGUAAACGGAGAAGCUUCACCUCACGACGUGAGGUUUGAAAUGGAAACGUUGCCGAAUCAUCAGAUGUCCUUUACAAACACGCGAAAUUCCAAUGGGACGAACUCGACUAAGACGGACGGAAUUUCACCCCAACCGUUGCAAAGAACGAACCUUGAAAUUCCGGAAAACCAACCGGAGCCCAGUUCGCUGCGUUCCCCACGAAGUCCCAACGCCCGGGGUUCCACACCCGUGUUCUACACCCCUGAUAAACAGCCCGGGCAAAUGAAGGUUUAUCGCGAGGCGGAGGUAUGACGUAAUACAGUUGACGGCAGCCUGCGGGAUCGGGGGGGGGGCUGAUGAUUACAUCAUGAACAACACGGGGGGCUGUGCCUCUCCGAAGUACUACAAAAAUAACAUUUAUAUCAUUGACCAGAAAACUAGAAUGGGUAGCCAAAUAAUGUAACUGUUGUUAGUUUUUUUGUUGCAUUUAGUGAAUCGCGUUUAGAAUUUUGAAGUUAUACAUUCUCCAUUCGGGAUUUUCAUCUAUGAAUGCCGUUCUCUAGACUUGCGGUAAAUUGCCAUUACUGUCAUUACCAGGAGGAUUUUGCAUGUUGAUGAAAUGCUCCAUGAAUUUAUCGCUUAAACUUGAUCUACAUUUGCUCAAAUAUUUCUCAAAUUUCUGUAACCGCCGAGUUCACGGAUGAUGCAUUCAUAAUCACAGAUCAGUGUUCAUAAUAGGUUUUAAUCAAUUUGCGAGAGCCUUUCGAAAUUAUUCUAUUUACGCGUUCAUGUGACUCACAGUUUACAAUAAUAGUUAACACGAAAUCGAGACUCGAGACUUUGUUCUGAAAGUCUGCUCUAUGACGUAUUUCGGAGAAAGCACGUACCUGAUUGGUCAACUGGGCCCAUUGAUCAAUCAGAAGCAUGCAUGCUUUGUCCGGAAACUACGCCACAGAGCAGACUUUUUGGGAAGGUUUAUACCACAGACUAGCCUGGGCGGUUCGCUAAUUUACCUUCAAUUACAAGAACUUCUGCUUGAAAAUAACUUGUGUUGUGCGCCUUAGUCAAACACUCAAGUUCCUGUAGUUUAACGCGAAAAGCCUGAUGCAACACGAAGUUUGAUUGGCUCGUUAGCUUUGGGCAGCCAAUCAAACUUCGUGUAACAUCCGGUUCUCCGCUUUUAACAUUAUGAAAAAGUUUACUAUAAGCGGCAAAAAAGCUAUAAAAAUUCAAGGUCUGGUCAGUGUCUUGUUUGUGUGGCACAUAAACAUUGUGUGUGUCGAAGCAUGUUUGUAGUGUUAAAAUUGCAUUUAUUUUAAUUUGUAGAACUUGGCACAUAAUGAUAAUGUAACAAUAAUC